CCCCGCUCAUCCUCCGCUCCUCUUGCCGCCAAAGCCGCCACCAGAGGCCGCGCACCGCGCACCCCCAGCCCCCGCCGCGCCAUGUCCCGCCUCGACGCGGCCUCGCUCCUCGCCCCCGCCUGGCCGCCGCGGGCCAAGCCCCGCCCGCGAGGCCGCUUCCUGUGCCUCGGCCUCUCCGCCACGCUCGCCUCCCUCGCGCUGCUCCUCUUCCUCGCGCUCCGCCCCGCGCCCAACCCGGAGCCCAACUACGGCGCGCUCUUCCUCUCCCUCGGCUCCAACGACACCGCUGCCGCGCACCUCCGCGCGCUCACCCUCCACCCGCACGUCGCGGGGACCAGGGCCAACUCCCUCACCGCCCGCUACGUGCGCGACGCGCUCUCCGCGCUCGCCUUCCCCGCCCACGUCACGCCCUACUCCGUGCUCCUCUCCUACCCCGUCCACCGCUCCCUCUCCCUCUCGGCGCCAGGCCGCGGCGCCGCCGCAACCUCCUUCGCCCUGAGGCAGGAGACCUACCGGGGCGACCCCUACGCGGCCGCCGCGGCGGAAGCCAUCCCGACCUUCUACGCGUACGCGGCGUCCGGGUCGGUCUCCGCGGAGGCCGUGUACGCCAACUACGGCCGCGAGGAGGACUUCGCGUACCUCGGCGCCCGCGGCGUCGACGUCGCAGGCAAGGUCGCGCUCGCGCGGUACGGGAGGAUCCACUGCGAGGACAUUGCGCACAAUGCGCGCGUCGCGGGCGCCGCGGCCGCCGUGGUGUACACGGACCCGCUCCAUUACGGCGGCGCCCCCUGGGAGGCGCCGUUCCCCGACUCCCGGUGGCUGCCGCCCAGCGGCGUGCAGGUGGGCAGCCUGUUCCGCGGCGUGGGCGACCCGACGACGCCGAUGUGGGCGUCGUCCGAGGGGUGCGAGCGCCUCAGCGUGGAGGAGGCCAUGCGCACCGACGACAUGCCGCUCAUCCCGGCGCUGCCGGUGUCGGCGCGCGACGCGAUGGAGAUACACGGCGCCAUGGGCGGGCCCGUGGCGCCGGCGGGCUGGCAGGGCCGGGAGGACGGCCCCGUGUACCGCCUCGGGCCCGGGCCGGCGGUUCUGAACCUGACGUAUCUUGGGAACGAUACGAUGGCAACGAUCGAGAAUGUCUUUGCCAUCAUCGAAGGUGCUGAAGAGCCAGAUAGGUAUGUUAUCCUGGGUAACCAUCGUGAUGCUUGGACGUUUGGAGCAUCUGACCCCAACAGUGGAACUGCAGCUAUGAUUGAGUUAGCUCAAAGGUUUUCGAUGAUGCAAAAGCAAGGUUGGAGACCUCGACGAACAAUUAUCUUCUGUAGCUGGGAUGCAGAAGAGUACGGAUUGACAGGAUCAACUGAAUGGGUUGAAGAAAACCAGGAGAUGCUAUCUUCUAGAGCUGUCGCUUAUCUAAAUAUUGACGUUUCAGUCGUUGGCCCAGGAUUCCUGCCGUCUACAACUCCCCAACUUGAUGAGUUGCUUCAGGAAAUAACUAAAGUGGUUCAAGAUCCUGACAAUUCAUCUCAGACUGUAUAUGAUUCAUGGAUCAAAUUGAAUGGUUCUCCCCAGGUUCUAAGACUAGGCGAUGGAGGAUCUGACUACUCAGCCUUUGUCCAACAUGCUGGUAUUCCUUCAAUGAAUGUAGCGUUUGGUGAAGGACCAGGAUAUCCGGUUUACCACUCCUUGUACGAUGACUACGUGUGGAUGGAAAAAUUCGGAGAUCCUGGGUUCCGACGGCAUGUUGCAGCUGCUAGUAUAUGGGGAAUGAUGGCUUUGAGGCUGGCCAAUGAUGAGAUCAUACCCUUCAAUUACAUGUCCUAUGCAAUGGAGCUUGAGGCAUACACAAAAGUAUUAGAGAAUGGAUUAAAGGGAACAGCUGUUACGUGUUCCCCACUGUACAACUCAAUCAGAGAUCUCAGAACGGCAGCUACCAAAGCCAACAACGAACAAAAGGAACUUCGAGAGCAACUGCUGAGCAAGCAGCUGAGCAAGGAUUCAAUGAAAAUCCGACAGCUCAAUGACCGGCUCAUGCAGGCCGAGCGAGCAUUCACUAGCAGGGAAGGCAUCUUCAAGCAAGAAUGGUUUAAGCAUCUGGUGUAUGGGCCUUCAGACCAGAACGACUGGGAUACUGCAGUCUACCCCGGUAUAGCCAAUGCCAUAGCCAGCGCUCGGAGCAGCAAUACUUCGGAGUCCUGGAGAUCUGUACAGCAUGAGAUUUACAGAGUGGCCAGGGCCGUGGCACAGGCAUCUGCUGUACUGAGUGGCCGUCUGACAUGAAAGAAUUGGAAUCACCUGUCAGAAAAAAAAUGUUUCAGCACUUACAGCAUACGGGCCCAGGAUGAUCUCAUGUCCCCUGCCGACGGCUACUGAUGGUCCGAGUAAUUCGGUUCCGGACGGAUACGAUACGAAGGAUGUAUAAUAAGUAGCGAAGUUGUAAUCGAUUCCAAGAGAUUUACAGCGAAUUUUAGUAUGCUGCCUGCAGGAGUAGUUUGUGUAUCUGUAUCCUGCCUGGUAUACAUAUAGCAGAUAAAACAUGUAGAUUUAUCACCUUAGCUUGCUCUUUGAGAACUCGUCGAUGUCAAUUGUAAAGUGUAUGAUAGGAUAUUUCCUGUUUCUGAGAAUAACAGUCAAGACGUGCAGGCAGUUGAUGCA
Molecule: messenger RNA, 2652 nt
Organism: Panicum hallii
Lineage: Eukaryota; Viridiplantae; Streptophyta; Magnoliopsida; Poales; Poaceae
Product: probable glutamate carboxypeptidase LAMP1
Exons: 12
Coding region: 82-2277 (731 amino acids)
Molecular function (GO): carboxypeptidase activity
Source: RefSeq, a predicted model, not a curated record